Molecule: messenger RNA, 2388 nt
Organism: Heterocephalus glaber (naked mole-rat)
Lineage: Eukaryota; Metazoa; Chordata; Mammalia; Rodentia; Bathyergidae
Gene: Gnb5
Product: G protein subunit beta 5
Biological process (GO): signal transduction
Molecular function (GO): protein binding
Source: RefSeq, a predicted model, not a curated record
UCUGAGCCCGGAAGAGCGGGUUACAGGCGCUGCUCUCCCCCUUGCCAGCGCAGCUCCUCCGCCGCGCCCGCUCGCCGUCCGCUCCCGAGCCCACCGGCCAGGUUCGUGGCGGGGAAGAUGUGUGACCAGACUUUUCUAGUGAACGUGUUUGGCUCCUGUGACAAAUGCUUCAAGCAGAGAGCUCUGAGGCCAGUUUUCAAGAAAUCCCAACAACUCAACUACUGCUCCAUAUGUGCGGAAAUUAUGGCCACGGACGGGUUGCACGAGAGCGAGACGCUGGCGGCGCUGCGCAGCGAGGCUGAGGGCCUGAAGGGCAAGCUGGAGGAGGAGCGCGCUAAGCUGCAUGACGUGGAGCUGCACCAGGUGGCAGAGCGCGUGGAGGCCCUGGGCCAGUUCGUCAUGAAGACCAGGCGAACCCUCAAAGGCCACGGAAACAAGGUGCUGUGCAUGGACUGGUGCCGGGACAAGCGGCGGAUCGUGAGCUCCUCCCAGGACGGGAAGGUGAUCGUGUGGGAUUCCUUCACCACCAACAAGGAGCACGCGGUGACUAUGCCCUGCACCUGGGUAAUGGCCUGCGCCUACGCCCCAUCGGGAUGCGCCAUCGCCUGCGGGGGCCUGGAUAACAAGUGCUCCGUGUACCCGCUGACCUUCGACAAGAACGAGAACAUGGCAGCCAAGAAGAGGUCGGUGGCCAUGCACACCAACUACCUGUCGGCCUGCAGCUUCACCAAUUCCGACAUGCAGAUCCUGACGGCCAGUGGCGACGGGACGUGCGCACUGUGGGACGUGGAGAGCGGACAGCUGCUGCAGAGCUUCCACGGGCACGGGGCCGACGUGCUGUGCCUGGACCUGGCGCCCUCGGAGACCGGGAAUACCUUCGUGUCCGGGGGCUGUGACAAAAAGGCCAUGGUGUGGGACAUGCGCUCUGGCCAGUGCGUGCAGGCCUUCGAGACCCAUGAGUCGGACAUCAACAGCGUCCGGUACUACCCCAGCGGGGACGCCUUCGCCUCGGGUUCCGACGAUGCCACGUGCCGCCUCUAUGACCUCCGGGCGGACAGGGAGGUGGCCAUCUACUCGAAGGAGAGCAUCAUCUUCGGCGCGUCCAGCGUGGACUUCUCCCUCAGCGGCCGCCUGCUGUUUGCUGGCUACAAUGACUACACCAUCAAUGUGUGGGAUGUGCUCAAGGGCGCGCGUGCCUCCAUCCUGUUUGGACAUGAGAACCGCGUGAGCACGCUGCGCGUGUCCCCCGACGGCACCGCCUUCUGCUCGGGGUCCUGGGACCACACCCUCCGGGUCUGGGCUUAGUCCUCACUCGAGAUGCAGUGGAGGCCAUGGAAGGCGACAGACCCUCAGGAUGCUGCUCGCUGCUCGGCUCCUCAAAGUUCAGUGAGGAUGCUUCCGGGCCGCCACCCCAAGUGACACACAUGUGGCCUCGCACCACGCCCACACCUGUAUUGCAGUAUUGUUCACUUCGAACAUGUUAAGUGUGUCGCUUUUUCAGGUUGUCCUGAAUUUACUAGGUUAUUUAUUAGUCUCGAGUCACUGUGACCCAGAACCCGGCACUGACAGCGCUCUGCGCUGCAUCUCAGCGAGCGGUCGAGAGAGGAGGAGACUCCAUUCCAGAUGUGAUCAGGCAGCAUCGCUUUUAAAAACGUGUUUUGCUGUGAAAGUUGUUUUCAGCUAGCUGCUCCAUUGUCUUCUCCUUGGUGAAACAUUUCCGCCUGUGUGCACAGCUACAGAUGGAGCAGACAGGGUAGAAAGCACAGGGCCCGGCCUGAGUAAUGUGCAGCUGCAACACAGCCUGGUGUCACACCGGCAAAGCUGGCCACUGUUUGUGACACACGUGCUGCUGACAGCAAUCUCAACUUCAGAACCCACUAGAGCAGGAGGCGUGCGGCACACCUGUGAUCCCAGCACUUGGGAGGCUGAGGCAAGAGGGUCACAAGUUGGAGGCCAGCCUGGGCGACAUAGUUGACCCUGUGUCUCAAAAUCAAAACAAUAAUUAAAAUACAUAAAUGCUGACGAGCAGUAUUAGUACAAACAAGCCCAAGCGGCUCUUGUCUGCAUCGGUCACAUGUGCGUACCAAGUGCUGCGUGACCCGGUAGACGGUUGGCAGGGGUCUCAGACAGUCAUGUCCUCGUUGCUGUCCUGAGAGAAGAAAACAGUAUCAAGACAGCAUUCUGUCCUUGUUUAAAAUUCAGAGUCCCUUCAAGGAGACGUCAGGCGCUAUGUGUUACAGGAGCCCUUGGCUCCUCUCCUCCCUUCCUGGGGGUGCAGAGGGUUGAGUGGGCUCCUGGGGCUGGGUUUGCUGACGGACCCCGGCUUUGGAUUACGGCAUGGGUGCUGCAGGGGAGCUCUGGAAUAAAGUGUAUUUUGCAUACUGAAAA